CAGGUUAUAUGUCCCUUAAUCAUAAAGGAAAGGUAAUGACAGUAGGCGUGGCUGUGUCCCAAACCGAAUUUUCUUCUUGUUUUUGUAUUGUACCCCCCCCUACAAUAUUUUGAGACCUCUAACUAAACAAUAACCCCAAACUGUUUGAGUUAGCAGGAGUUUGAGAGCCGAGUUUGAGUUAUCGGAGUUUCACUAUUUCCAAUCUUGGAAUAUUUUUCAUUAUUAUUUUUUUUUUUUUGGCGUAAUGGGGAACGAAUUCAAAACCUGCUACAAUCAUUAUAAAUCUAUAAAUCUCAUAAAUCUUCGUUAAACUAUAGUAAGCUGUCAGGGUGAACCACUGUAUGUGUGGGUGGACAAUAACAUAACCUUGAUUACAUUAAAUUGGACAUUAUAAAACGUGCAUAUGCAUGUAUUCGGCCACCAUCGCAACCUUUGCUUGGCAGAAAAAAAAACAAUAUCCCGGUUUACUAAACAAAAUAUAUGAAUCAGUAACCAAAUGCAGUCAUGGAAGAACAAAUUCCAAGCCUUUAACAAAAUCAAUGGUUUAUAAUCACUUUGAACGGGAAUGGGUUAGUUUUUUCAACACCCGUUGCAGUACAAAUUUAAUAACUAUUAUUUGAAAUAAUAGCAUAAUGUUAAAUUGUUAAAUUAGUAUUACAAGCUCAGCCUUAUUUAUAUUCUAUAGCCCGCCACACAAGGUGUGUACGUAUUGGGUUUCUUUCUAAAUUCACUUGGUGUUACCCAAGUAUCUCUGACGUACUUAUCAGGAUUUGCCAGCUGGUAAAACCUGCUCAAAACCAGAGGCUUUUCUAUCGCCCCUAAAAUAAAAUAAAAAUCAUUAAUUUGGAGUUUUUAGGAGAAAGGAUGUUUUGUACAGUGCUGAUUUUGUUUUAGCUUUAUCUUUAGCUUUGUUUUUUAUUUAUCAGGAUACCAUCAACGGAACAAUGGUUUUUGAGUGCAUUAUACAGAUUUCUAAAUUAAAGGAGACAUCCUAACGCAUUAUUGACGACGAAUAGCGGAGCACAGAGUAAUUAGGCGAGGCGAGGAUUAUAAUUAUUUGUUUGAAUGCCCAUUCUGACUGGAAAAAACUCAACGCUAAGUACACGGGAGUCUAUCAAUUGGUGGUCUUUUAUUGUAUAUCAGUUAACGCAAGAAGAAAAGAAAACAGUCAUCAUUUUGUGCGGUAGGUCGAGGGCGAGUUGUUGCUACAUUUCUGCUGUUCUCCAUCAUCUCCAGAUAUCCGCUAAACUCAUCGCAGUUUACUGUUUAUACUCGCACAGAGUCGCACUCACAGAAACACCCAGUGGAGAAUUGCUCGACGUACCGAAGUGGCCCAGCGAAUCUGUAUAUCUACUGCUUUCUGAUACGCAUUUGUUGCUUUGUUAUCUGGUCGCCCUCUGUCUAAGAAAAUACCAUACCAUGGGUACAAGUUCACCCCUCACCGCACAAAUGGCGACUAAAGCCACCAGCGCAACUACAUCUGCCACAGACUACAUGUCAGGACCGACCCAGGAACGACGCAUCAUCAUUCAGAGUUCCCUACUCGUCCUUCUCAUGAUUUUUGGUAUUCUCAUGAAUGGUUCCAUGUGCGCGCUCUUCGUCCGAUUCAAGAGCAUGCGAAACGUCGUUAAACUUGGACUUGUUCUCGACUUGGCGAUUGUCGAGCUACUCGACGUCAUGGUGAACAUUCCACUGUUCAUGGAUUACUACCUCUUCACCCAGAAACGCAACUUGACCAUAGAGUUGCGCUGGUAUACGGUUCUUUUUCAUCGGUAUUUUCUCUUAAAUGAUCUCUUCACACAACUCGGGCUGACCCUCGACUGCCUACUUGGAGUCCGGUACGGAUAUCGCUACGACUAUCGAAAAACAACUAGGAAUAUCCUGGUUUAUAUCUUCAUGAAAUGGGUCGUGUUAUUUAUCUUACUUCUAUCUUUCUCCCUCGACGAUUAUGGGCAAGACUUUGGGGAGAUCGUCAGUGAUGAAGUUUACCAGCGCGUGCUGUUUGGUCCAAGGCAGAUAAUCUGGAAAGUGGUGAUACCCGCAACACUUGGCACGAGCGCGCUGUUUAUCCUGCUAACGACUUGUGUGAUAAAGAAAAGUAGGGAUGACAUUAAGCGGCGAUAUGGACUCAGGGUGUUCGGCCGAGGAAGUAAGGAUCACAGCAAGGCAUUGGCUACUUUGGUCAUCAAUAUGGCAAUGCAGACAGCUCUAAGAAUUCCUGCAAUAACCUACAGCUACAUCGCGAUCAAAGGCGACAUAGAAAAUGACCGUUGGUAUGCGUUCAGCGCCUACUUCUUCCUCUUCGCCUCCAGCAGUCUGAUGCCAGUCAUCUUCUACUCUCGCGCCAUGCGAUUCCGCCGGGCUUUACUCCAAUUCCUGCGGCAUCCCUGCAAAGCGAGCUCUUACCUGGAUCACGUGGCAAGCUUGGGCGUAACUAUGCACCGCAAUGGCAUGGACAUGAAGGUCAAGGUCAUUUGCAAGGGAGUAAGAGGGGAUAUUGGGGGCGGAGUAAGACUUGAGUGGGACAGCCGUGUCUUCAGUAACACCCCAAGCAGAGAACAGACGCUCGCUACAGAUACUUCUAUUCGCAGCUCACGUGGUAAUAUCUCGACUGAUUCCAGCAUGCUGAGGAGCCGGAGCGCCACAAGUGUUGAUGUCAUUAGAGUUGUAGAAGCGGCGGAAUAUAGUAUUAAUGUGAUUGGGGAUGAUGCGCCCCCUUGUCAGGGGAGGAUAGAGGCUGUUGGUAGUGUUGGUGUGAUUGGGGAUGAUGCAGCCCCUUGUCAGGGGAAGGUAGAGGCUGUUGUUCGUGUUGGUGUGAUUGGGUGUAAGGCGCCCCCUUGUCAGGGGAAAAUAGUGGCUGUUGACAUUACUGGUGUGAUUGGGUGUAAGGCGCCCCCUUGUCAGGGGAAAAUAGUGGCUGUUGAUAUUACUGGUGUGAUUGGGUGUAAGGCGCCCCCUUGUCAGGGGAAUAUAGUGGCUGUUGGUAGUGUUGGUGUGAUUGGGGAUGCUUCGGCCCCUUGUCAGGGGAAUAAAGGGGCUGUUUGUAAUGAUGGUGUGAUAGGGGGUGAGAUUGCCCCGUGUAAAGACGUCAAUAUAGAAAUUUUUACGAUUGAAGGAGAGCUUACAUAUGACACGAAGUUCUAGGUAGUCACCGAAUUUUAUGAAACUAUUAAUGGUGAUGACAAUCAUGAUGACGAUAAAAUGUUAAUCGUUGAGUAAUACCAUGAUCACCUCGGAUUUGUGUUUUCUAAGGGAAAAUUUAUACUAGCGAAAUUCGAAAACAACAGAUAGCUCUAAAUUUCCCUUAUGAAUGAUGAAUUUAGUUUCGGGACUUCAACUAAUCAUCCCUCGGUUGCGGGUACAAUUACUCACUAAAUUCUCCCGUGCCAUAAUAAUUUUAAAGACGCCGUUUCCUGUUUAAUUAUUUAUUUUCCGUAGUCUGUCAGCUACCCUCAUCACGCUUUUUUCUUUCUUUUUCAUAUGCUUAUAUCAUGGAUGUAGAAAGAGACUGCUAGAUUUUCUCCGGGCGGGAUACUAGAUGUCAUUUUUAAGACGAAAUGUGUUCCUACGUUACAAAAGGCGCGCCAUUCGCUUUGUCGCACUCUUUUUCUGCCCAUGCUUAUAUCUUUUUGUCGCGAUGAAAUAAACUAAAUAAAUAAAUUGUUUAGUUGAUUCGUUUUUAAAGUCCAAACUAACUACAGGGCUGAAACCGAAUACCUUAUUACACCUAAUUUUCGCGUCAUUACAUUUCGCGAAUCUCGCGAUUUUAAAAGAUUCGCGAAAAUAAAGUGACGCAAAAAUUAAGUGUCGCGAAAAUUAGGAUGCGCGUGAGUACACAAGAAUCCUUUGGGGGAAUAUUGGCCGUUUAUUAAGUUUUAUGAAAACACCUUGUCUAUUUAGCCAUCUAAUGUACAUAUAGUACGGUAAGGGGUUGAGUUGGACUUUUAUGAAACUAAA
Molecule: messenger RNA, 3957 nt
Organism: Nematostella vectensis (starlet sea anemone)
Lineage: Eukaryota; Metazoa; Cnidaria; Anthozoa; Actiniaria; Edwardsiidae
Exons: 2
Coding region: 1066-3144 (692 amino acids)
Biological process (GO): G protein-coupled receptor signaling pathway
Cellular component (GO): membrane
Molecular function (GO): G protein-coupled receptor activity
Source: RefSeq, a predicted model, not a curated record